Messenger RNA from Microthlaspi erraticum, 1938 nucleotides. Lineage: Eukaryota; Viridiplantae; Streptophyta; Magnoliopsida; Brassicales; Brassicaceae. The record is from the annotation of a GenBank genome assembly.
AUGCCGAGCAAGCUGAAAAAGGCGAUUGGAGUAGUUAAAGACCAGACGAGCAUUAGCCUCGCCAAAGUCGCCAACGGAGCCACCGGCGGCGGCGAUCUCACGACUCUCGAGGUCGCGAUCCUCAAGGCGACGAGCCACGACGAGGACAUCCCAAUCGACGAUCGUCUCGUCUCGGAAAUCCUCGGAAUCAUUUCCGCCAAGAAAUCCCACGCCGCCGCCUGCGCCUCCGCGAUCGGACGGCGGAUCGGGCGGACGCGGAACUGGAUCGUCGCGCUCAAAUCCCUAGUCCUCGUCCUCCGGAUAUUCCAAGACGGAGACCCUUACUUCCCUCGCGAAGUCCUCCACGCAAUGAAACGAGGCGCCAAAAUCCUCAACCUCUCCAGCUUCCGCGACGAUUCGAACUCGUGCCCUUGGGAUUUCACCGCUUUCGUCCGCACCUUCGCGCUCUACCUCGACGAGCGCCUCGAUUGCUUCCUCACCGGGAAAUUACAGAGGCGGUCCACUAACCGGGACCAAACCGGGAGAUUCAGCUCCAUCGGCGGCUCAACCAACUCCAAAUCUCGGUUUAAUCACAGAACCGCGACUAAAACCAACGAACCAGCGGUUCGAGACAUGAAACCGGUAAUGCUCCUCGACAAAAUCACGUAUUGGCAGAGAUUGCUCGACAGAGCGAUCGCGACGCGGCCAACGGGAGACGCGAAAGCGAACAAGCUCGUGAGGACGUCGCUCUACGCCGUCGCGCAGGAGAGUUUCGAUCUCUACAGAGACAUCUCCGACGGUUUAGCGCUUCUCUUAGACAGUUUCUUCCACCUCCCGUACCAAUCUUGCAUCCACGCGUUCCAAGCCUGCGUUCGAGCCUCGAAACAGUUCGAGGAGCUCAACGGAUUCUACGACCUCUGCAAAGCCAGCGGCAUAGCACGAACGUCCGAGUAUCCCAGCAUUCAGAAGAUCUCGCUAGAGCUUCUCGAGACACUGCAGGAGUUUCUGAAAGACCAGUCGUCGUUUCCGGCGAACGCGGGCAUGUAUUAUCCGUCGCCCAAUAGUCUUCUUCCUCCGCCUCCGUCGUCUAAAGACUCGACGGUUUCUAGCUCGCUUGAUUUUGGAGAUUCGACGACGGUUGAUACGACGUCGGAGAGAUACUCGGAUUGUAGUACUUCGUUGGAGGAUCUGAUGAGGACUGAAGCAGGGACUAGUAGUCCUCCGAUGUCUUGUCAUUCAGAGCCUUACGGAGGAGGGAGAGAAGAUCCUAACGGGAACAAUUUCGAUACGGUUUCGACUAAAUCUCUUCCGAAUGUUCCCUCUGUUUCUGCUUCCAAUCUCACAUUUAACCUGUUGGAUGAUGUUAAUGGGACCGCGAAAGCAACAAAAGAUGUUAAAGAGAGUAAGAAGAAGAAGAAGGGAGAAGAUUCGGAGGAGGAAGCUUUUGAUCCUUGGGAGGCGUUGAUGUUGAGAGAUGAUCCGAAAAAGAACGUAGAAACGACUACGGAAGAGCAUUCAAUCUCUGAGGGUAAGAGAGAUUCGGGGAAUUGGUUGCUUGCGUUGGAAGAAACCGCUACACAAGUUCAGGAUACUAACUCGAUGGCGAUAGUGCCGUUUGGAUUAGAUGAUCCAGUGGCUGCGUUUCAAGCCACCAUGGACCAGUACAAUCCAUUCUUGGAAGAACUAGCUGCGCCGUUAGCUUUAGCCGGUCCAGCUGUAAUACCGAUGAACACUUUCAAUGCCUUGGCUGUGACGGAGUUUCAGCCGGAACCGACAUUUCAGGUAAACGUGCCUGAAGAUUUUGAGCCGUCAAAGUGUGACCCAUUUGCAACAUUUGAGAGCUUUGGGUUUGGAGAGACAGUUUCAGAACAUGGAGGGGUACAUCAGCAAUCUGUGUUGCAAGAACAGCAGUUAUGGUUGCAGAACCAGAACAAGAUCAUAGCUAAGCAUUUGAUUUGA